This is a messenger RNA of Meriones unguiculatus (Mongolian gerbil), 6042 nucleotides long. RefSeq names its product AT-rich interaction domain 4B (gene Arid4b). NCBI's taxonomy places the organism in Eukaryota, Metazoa, Chordata, Mammalia, Rodentia, Muridae. The transcript is spliced from 24 exons. The coding region runs from base 481 to 4419 and encodes 1312 amino acids. Gene Ontology annotation, cellular component: nucleus. Gene Ontology annotation, biological process: regulation of transcription by RNA polymerase II. Gene Ontology annotation, molecular function: transcription cis-regulatory region binding. The record is from RefSeq and is a predicted model, not a curated record.
AGGGGGGCCGGGGUGGGGGGAAGCGAUGUUUGCCCGUCAGUCGAGUCCGGAGUGAGGAGCUCGGGCGCCGGAGCGGAGGGAGAGUCUCGAGCCGCAGCUUGCCGCCGCGACGGCCACCGCCUGGACCUCUGCCCGGAGGGAGCUGCAGAAGGUCGGCCUCCACGGUCCACGGGAGGGCAGCGAGACCGGGGCCCGGAGCUCCGUCCGGGAGGGAUUUUUCUUCGCCCCCCUCCCCCCGCGAGGGAGCCGGAGCGGCCGCCAAACAAAGGUACCAGUCGCCGCCACGGGAGGAGGAGGAGCCGGAGCCCGAGCCCCGAGCGCCGGCGGACCCGCAGCUUCUUCGCCAUCUCUUCCCCGGGCCUGCUGGUGUUGGGGGGGAGGCGGAGCGGGGGACUCCGGCCGCAGGGCUCCCACCUCGUCUGCGCCGGGAGGUUCAGGUGAAGCUGGUGUCGCCGUGGGGACCGCGGCCCCGGAGUCACCAUGAAGGCCCUUGAUGAGCCUCCCUAUUUGACAGUGGGCACUGAUGUGAGUGCCAAAUACAGAGGAGCCUUUUGUGAAGCCAAGAUCAAGACUGCAAAAAGACUUGUCAAAGUCAAGGUGACCUUUAGACAUGAUUCUUCAACAGUGGAAGUUCAGGAUGACCACAUAAAGGGCCCACUGAAGGUAGGAGCUAUCGUGGAAGUGAAGAGUAUUGAUGGUGCCUAUCAGGAAGCUGUUAUCAAUAAACUGACAGAUGCAAGUUGGUAUACUGUGGUUUUUGAUGAUGGAGAUGAGAAGACACUGAGAAGAUCUUCGUUAUGUCUGAAAGGAGAGAGGCAUUUUGCUGAAAGUGAAACAUUAGACCAGCUCCCACUCACCAAUCCUGAGCAUUUUGGCACUCCAGUCAUAGGAAAGAAAACAAAUAGAGGAAGAAGAUCUAACCAUAUACCAGAGGAGGAAUCUUCCUCCUCAUCUAGUGACGACGAUGAGGAUGAUAGGAAACAGACUGAUGAGCUACUAGGCAAAGUUGUUUGUGUAGAUUAUGUUAGUUUGGAUAAAAAGAAAGCACUGUGGUUUCCUGCACUGGUGGUUUGUCCUGACUGUAGUGAUGAGAUUGCUGUGAAAAAAGACAAUAUUCUUGUUCGAUCAUUCAAAGAUGGCAAAUUUACUUCAGUUCCAAGAAAAGAUGUCCAUGAAAUUACUAGUGACACUGCACCAAAGCCUGAUGCUAUAUUAAAACAAGUCUUUGAUCAGGCACUUGAAUUUCACAAAAGUAGAACUAUUCCUGCAAACUGGAAGACUGAGUUGAAAGAAGACAGCUCUAGUAGUGAAGCCGAGGAAGAGGAAGAGGAGGAAGAUGAUGAAAAAGAGAAAGAGGAUAAUAGCAGUGAAGAAGAGGAAGAAAUAGAACCAUUUCCAGAGGAAAGGGAGAACUUUCUACAACAGCUGUAUAAGUUCAUGGAAGAUAGAGGUACACCUAUUAACAAGCGGCCUGUGCUUGGGUAUCGAAAUUUGAAUCUUUUUAAGUUAUUCAGACUUGUACACAAACUUGGAGGAUUUGAUAAUAUUGAAAGUGGGGCUGUUUGGAAGCAAGUCUACCAAGACCUUGGGAUUCCCGUCUUAAAUUCAGCUGCAGGAUACAAUGUUAAAUGUGCUUAUAAAAAGUACCUAUAUGGCUUUGAGGAAUACUGCAGGUCAGCUAAUAUUGACUUUCAGAUGGCAUUGCCAGAGAAAGUUCUUAACAAGCCGUGUAAAGAUUGUGAAAAUAAAGAAAUAAAAGUUAAGGAAGAAAAUGAGACAGAGAUCAAAGAAGUAAAUGUGGAAGAUAGUAAGAACAUGAUACCAAAAGAGGAGACACCUGCUGAGGAUGAGAGUGAAAGAAAAGAAAACAUCAAACCCUCUCUGGGAACUAAAAAAAGUUUAUUAGAAUCUAUACCUGCACAGUCUGAUCAAGAAAAAGAAGCUAGCAUUAAGAAACUAGAAGAAAAGGAAAACUUGGAAGAUUGUGACACAACUAGAGCAGAGGAGUCCCUCAGCACAGAGGUAGAUGCUGAAGAAGAACAAGCACGAUCUGGAGAUGAAACCAAUAAAGAGGAAGAUGAAGAUGAUGAAGAAAUAGAAGAGGAGGAGGAAGAAGACGAGGAAGAAGACGAGGAUGAAGAAGAUGAUGACAACAAUGAAGAAGAGGAGUUUGAGUGCUACCCACCAGGCAUGAAAGUCCAAGUGCGGUAUGGACGAGGGAAAAAUCAAAAAAUGUAUGAAGCUAGUAUAAAAGAUUCUGAUGUCGAAGGUGGAGAGGUCCUUUACUUGGUGCAUUACUGCGGAUGGAAUGUGAGAUAUGAUGAAUGGAUUAAAGCAGAUAAAAUAGUAAGACCUGCUGAUAAAAAUGUACCAAAGAUAAAACAUCGGAAGAAAAUAAAGAAUAAAUUAGACAAAGAAAAAGACAAAGAUGAAAAAUAUUCUCCUAAGAACUGUAAACUUCGACGCUUGUCAAAACCACCGUUUCAGUCAAAUCCAUCACCUGAGAUGGUUUCCAAACUAGAUCUUGCUGAUGCCAAAAACUCUGAUACAGCUCAUAUUAAAUCUAUAGAAAUUACUUCUAUUCUUAAUGGACUACAAGCUUCUGAAAGUUCUGCUGAAGACAGUGAGCAGGAAGAGGAGAGGGAUGCUCAGGACAUAGACAACAGUGGCAAAGAUGAAUCAAAGGUGGAGCAUUUGACCCACACCAGAAGUGACCUGAUUUUAAAAGAGGAGCAGAGUAGUCCAUCUUUGUUAGAAGAAAAUAAAGUCCACACAGAUUUAGUACUAGCCAAAACAGUGACAAAAUCUCCAGAAAGAUUAAGAAAAGAUAUGGAAGGAAUAUCAGAAGAUACUGAUUUUGAAGAAGAUGAUGAAAUUACAAAAAAGAGAAAGGAUGCUAAAAAGGACACAACAGAUAAAUCUUUAAAGCCACAGACAAAACGUGGGAAAAGACGAUAUUGCAAUACAGAAGAAUGUUUGCAGACUGGAUCCCCUGGCAAGAAGGAAGACAGAACCAAGAGCAAAGAGUCAGUUGGUACAGAAAACAGUAGUAAUAGCUCCUCAGAUGAAGAUGAAGAAGAAAAGUCCAAAGCAAAGGUGACACCAACCAAGAAAUAUAAUGGCUUAGAAGAAAAGAGAAAAUCUUUACGGACAACUAGUUUCUAUUCCGGAUUUUCAGAAGUACCAGAAAAAAGGAUAAAACUUUUAAAUAACUCUGAUGAAAGACUUCAGAACAGCAGGGCUAAAGAUAGAAAAGACGUUUGGUCAAGUAUUCAGGGACAGUGGCCCAAGAAAACACUAAAGGAACUUUUCUCUGACUCUGACACUGAGGCUGCAGCAUCUCCCCCCCAUCCUGCCCCAGAUGAGGGCACAGUAGAGGAGUCUCUGCAGACUGUAGCAGAAGAGGAGAGUUGCUUGCCCAUUAUAGAGCUAGAGAAGCCACUACCAGCCAGUGUUGACAAUAAGCCAGUUGAAGAAAAACCCCUAGAGGUUAGUGACAGAAAAACAGAAUUUCCAAGCAGUGGCAGUAAUUCAGUGCUCAAUACCCCCCCUACUACACCGGAGUCGCCUUCUUCAGUCACUGUAACAGAAGCCAGUCAGCAGCAGUCUUCUGUCACAGUGUCAGAGCCCCUGGCUCCAAACCAGGAAGAGGUCCGAAGCAUCAAGAGUGAAACUGACAGCACAAUUGAGGUGGACAGUGUUGUGGGAGAGCUCCAGGACCUCCAGUCAGAGGGGAAUAGCUCACCAGCAGGCUUCGAUGCAAGCGUGAGCUCCAGCAGUAGCAAUCAGCCAGAACCAGAACACACAGAAAAAGCCUGUACAGGUCAGAAAAGAGUGAGAGAUGCUCAGGGAGGAGGAAGUGCGUCAAAAAAGCAGAAGAGAAGCCAUAAAGCCACCGUGGUGAACAACAAAAAGAAGGGAAAAGGCACAAACAGCAGUGACAGUGAAGAACUUUCAGCUGGGGAAAGUGUGACUAAGACUCAGGCCGUCAAGGCAGUCCCCGCUGGAAUGAAGUCCCACAAUAGCAAGUCUCCUGCAAGGAUACAGUCACCGGGAAAGUGUGGGAAGAACGGGGAUAAAGAGCCUGAUCUCAAGGAGUCCAGUAGCCGGCUUCCCAAGGUUUACAAGUGGAGUUUCCAGAUGUCGGACCUGGAAAAUAUGACAAGUGCUGAACGUAUCUCAAUUCUUCAAGAAAAAUUGCAAGAAAUCAGAAAGCAUUAUCUGUCAUUAAAAUCUGAAGUAGCUUCCAUUGAUAGGAGGAGAAAACGUUUAAAGAAGAAAGAAAGAGAAAGUGCUGCUACGUCUUCCUCCUCGUCUUCUCCCUCGUCCAGCUCCAUAACAGCUGCUGUUAUGUUGACACUAGCUGAACCAUCAAUGUCCAGUGCAUCACAGAAUGGAAUGUCAGUUGAGUGCAGGUGACAGCAGGACUUGCUAGAGCACUUUGCACUUAAUGGCUGUUGAUGGCCACGUCUUUUUUUAUACUGCACAGUGGCACACACACAUACACAAAAUCAGACAAGCACUAUUUUAUAUUUAAAAAUUGUUUCUUGACAAGCUGACUUGGCACUUAAGUGCACUUUUUUAUGAAGAAAAAGUACAACGAACUGCUUUUCCUCAAGCAAUAAUUGUUUCCAACUUGUCUGGGAAUUGCGUGUCUGGUAACUUGAAGGCCUUCCACUGUGGCAGAGGAGGCUUUUCACUGCCUGUAAAGACAACACAGUAAGCAGAGAAAAGGUGGGCCAGAACAUGUGAGGUGACUUACUGUAUAUGUAUUCCCUUGUAUUUUGUUAAAGCUGGAACAUUUGAUAUUUUUCCAUUCAUUUAUUAAAAAAUAUGAACCUAUUUUCAUUUGUACAAGCUAAUUGUUUUUUAAAGCAAGUCACCUUAGGGUGACUUUAAUUGUAUAAGUCAAGCACAUGUAACAAAUUCAAAACCUGCAGUUAACAGGAUAUUAUUAGACAUCAUCCUGGUAACUAAAUAUUAAAGAUUCUCUUUAAAAAUGACUGAACAUGUUUACAGGUUUGAAUUAGGCUAAAAGGUCUGCAGUGGCUUUUCAUGCCCCUUCAAAUUGAAAUGGGACUACUGUACUUUGCCAUUUUUCUAUAAAUCAGUAUUUUUUUUUAAUUUUGAUAUAAUACAUUGUGUGAAAAAAGAAAAUGGCUAAUAAACUGUAUUAAAUCUUAAACAAUGUAUAAAGAUUGUACUUAGCCAGUUCAAAGUGUAUAUUUAUUCAUAAUGAAUUAUAACAGUUAUAUUUUUGUGUUUCUUGUAAAUGUUUCUUUUCCCUUAAAUACAGAUAAUUCAUUUGUAUUGCUUAUUUUAUUAUGAGCUUACAACAAAAAGACUUCAGGAACAAACUGUUAGAAUGGUUCAAGGUUGUUUAUAUGACCUGUCUCACAAAGAUGGUUGUUAUUUUAAGUAUAAAUAGUAAUUGGGUAGUAGGCCUAUACAUUCAAAUGCCUUGUAUAAACUGCAAAAUGAACGCCAAGUUGUUUUCACUUGUAUUGACUUUAUGUUGUAUGAUUCCAAUCUCUGUUUGGCACUUGUAUUUAAUUCCCCACCUUUGUAAGACAUUUGUAUAUUGCGGAUGUGUUCAUUGAAGCUAUUUAAAACCUGGCGCUGUUAAUACACAGUACUUUACUGUACAGACUGUUUUACUGUUUUAAUUGUGGUUCUGUGUGCUUUUUUUUGAAUGAGGCUGGCAUGUUUUAUUUGUUUUCUGGCAAUACAUGUGAGAAUCUCGAAGCGUUUUGUUGUAGAUGCUAACGUGUCAGAAUCCUUAAUCCUUUCCAUUCAACCUUUCUAAGAAAAGCAUUUUCAGUCUUGUAAUGUGUGCUUAUAGUAACUAAUUUUGUUGAAAAUGGUUUCAAGUUACUCAAAUUUGUACAGACUGUAAAGAUUUGUUGACAGCAAAAUGUUGAAGAAAAAACUUAUAGAAUAAAACUAUAAAGUAUAUAUUAGGAUCUGCAAACAUGAUGAAUUAUGUAAUAUAUUGUACAAAUGUAAGCAAAGGCUCUGAAAUAAAAUGCCAUAGUUUGUGAA